AUAUCAUUAUGUACUACAUGUAUAAUAUAACUUAAACAAUCCUGCUUCUUAAUUGAAUAGAGUGAUCGGACUGAAGUAUUCAAAUAUGGUUGACACUUUCAAAUUUCUUCUGUUAUUGGUGACAAUAUUUGUUUUGAUGAAACAAAGCGAAGCUGUUUUAGAAACGGCAUGUGCGGUAGACGGAGACUGCAGUGAUCCCAACGCAGAAUGCGAUACUGUCACUGAUACAGACGGUAAUGGAGAUGGUGAAUGUGUGUGUAAAUCUACACACAAGGAUAACAGUGGAACCUGUGACCCUAAAGUCCUAGGUGAUACAUGCGCCGCAAAUGGGGACUGUGUUGGGGUUUCACAGGCUACCUGUAACUCCGGCAACUCUCAAUGCGACUGUGAAAAUGCAUACAAGACAAGUGGAGCCUCGUGUGUCCAGAAAGUCCUAGGUGAUACAUGCGCCGCAGAUGGGGACUGUGCGGGGGUUUCACAGGCCACCUGUAACUCCGGCAACUCUCAAUGCGACUGUGAAAAUGCAUACAAGACAAGUGGAGCCUCGUGUGUCCAGAAAGCCCUAGGUGAUACAUGCGCCGCAGAUGGGGACUGUGCGGGGGUUUCACAGGCCACCUGUAACUCCGGCAACUCUCAAUGCGACUGUGAAAAUGCAUACAAGACAAGUGGAGCCUCGUGUGUCCAGAAAGGUUUAGACGAUACUUGCUCUGCUGAUUCGGAUUGUAGUGGUGUGUCCAAUGCGGUUUGUGAUACAGCUGAUACAAACAUGUGUAAAUGCGGGACAGGAUACGAAGCUAGUGGUAGUGUCUGUAGUGAUGCUGUUUCUGUCAGAACUUCAACAGUUUUGUUUGCUACUAUGUUCAUAUUAGCCUUGAUCCAAAAAAAGUUUAGUUGUACUGGCAAGUAAGUUUAUAAGGGCAAAACAGACGUUCAAGUGAGCAAACAUGUACAACAUCAGUAGUGCCGAAGAUACAAAAUAAUACCUUUUUAUCCGCUUCACGUAAAAAGUUUUUAUAUUCGGAAAUAUAUUCAUGUUACAUUAUUCAAGUAAAAGAAAUUAACGGUUACAACAGAGGAAAUAUUUUUAUAAAAUGCAUAUUCAGUCUUGCCUGAAUGACGAAGUAGUAGUCUAUGACCUUCAGAUUUUGUCUUCUAAGGUAAUUACAGGAAAAGUGAGUACCAAGCUUUCUUUAAGAUCAUGAAAGAGGAAACUUCGAGAUUUCUUUGAUUUAUUACAAUCUGUUCAUUUUGUUUAAAAGCUGAGCCUGGUAUUUUAACUGAAUGAAAGUAAUUAUCGUGUUUAAAAUUAGAAGAGAGAUUAUUUUCGUCGUUUUGGUAAGAUGUAUAUAGUUGACUCACUUUUCUCUAUUUCAAGUUUGUUCUAUAGUUUAUUCCAUUAAUAUUUCAAAUUUAUGUAAAUAUGUAGUGUCUAAAGCUUGGAAUUUAGAUGGUAAAACUCGAUUGCCUGGCGCAGUUACGGAAUAACUGCCUUAAAAGUGCUUAAUGACCUAAAAGAUAUUAUUCAUUUUGAGGACAAUAAUUCUGUAAUCGCGGCGCCAGGCAGUCAAAUAUCAAAGUAUUUAACACCAAACAAAAGCAUCGAAUCGAUUUUAUCAUGAAAUCAGUUUGUAAAAAUUGAUGUCAUGUAAACUAUGUCAUCACAAUAUAUAUAUGGUAUGUGUACACAUUCUGUAAUUUUCUGUGAUUUUAACAUGAACACACGGAAAUUAUACUUAUUCAAAAGUUCAAAAUGAAGCUGACUUCUACAUGAUAGAGGACCACAAUACACAGUUUUACUGUUUAUGUGUAUUAUAGUUGUUAGCAAAUGCAAAACACUGACAAGGCGACCAUUGUAAGUUCACCUAGGCUAUAAAUACCUAUAUUUCUAUAUCUAGUAACGAAAAUAGUGCUGCUAAAAUAUCAAUGAUGCCGAAGUUUUAAGUUUAAUCAUAUUUUAUUGUAUAUAUAUAUUCACACAUGUAUACAUCACAUUUAAUGCAAGCAUUAAAUUAAAUACAUACAAAUGGGUUGGGCCAAAAAUUAUUCCAACAUUAUCUAGGGCCCUCCCCGAAGAUACAAAAAAGAAUAACAUUUGUUUAUUUUACCUGUUCACGUGAAAACGUUUUUAUAUUCGGAAAUAUAUUCAUGUUACAUUAUUCAAGUAAAAGAUACCAACGAUUACAAUAGAGGAAUUUUUUUUUUAUAAAAUGCAUAUUCAGUCUUGCCUGAAUGACGAAGUAGUAGUCUAUGACCUUCAGAUUUUGUCUUCUAAGGUAAUUACAGGAAAAGUGAGUACCAAGCUUUCUUUAAGAUCAUGAAAGAGGAAACUUCGAGAUUUCUUUGAUUUAUUACAAUCUGUUCAUUUUGUUUAAAAGCUGAGCCUGGUAUUUUAACUUAACUGAAUGAAAGUAAUUAUCGUGUUUAAAAUUAGAAGAGAGAUUAUUUUCGUCGUUUUGGUAAGAUGUAUAUAGUUGACUCACUUUUCUCUAUUUCAAGUUUGUUCUAUAGUUUAUUCCAUUAAUAUUUCAAAUUUAUGUAAAUAUGUAGUGUCUAAAGCUUGGAAUUUAGAUGGUAAAACUCGAUUGCCUGGCGCGGUUACGGAAUAACUGCCUUAAAAGUGCUUAAUGACCUAAAAGAUAUUAUUCAUUUUGAGGACAAUAAUUCUGUAAUCGCGGCGCCAGGCAGUCAAAUAUCAAAGUAUUUAACACCAAACAAAAGCAUCGAAUCGAUUUUAUCAUGAAAUCAGUUUGUAAAAAUUGAUGUCAUAUAAACUAUGUCAUCACAAUAUAUAUAUGGUAUGUGUACACAUUCUGUAAUUUUCUGUGAUUUUAACAUGAACACACGGAAAUUAUACUUAUUCAAAAGUUCAAAAUGAAGCUGACUUCUACAUGAUAGAGGGCCACAAUACACUCUUUUACUGUUCAUGUGUAUUAUAGUUGUUAGCAAAUGCAAAACACUGACAAGGUGACCAUUGUAAGUUCACCUAGGCUAUAAAUACCUGUAUUUCAAUAUGUAGUAACGAAAAUAGAGCUGCUACAAUAUCAAUGAUGCCGAAGAUACAAAAAAGAAUAACAUUUGUUUUAUUAUACCUGUUCACGUAAAAACGUUUUUAUAUUCGGAAAUGUAUCCAUGUUACAUUAUUCAAGUAAAAGAAAUCAACGAUUACAACAGAGGAAAUAUUUUUUUUAUAAAAUGCAUAUUCAGUCUUGCCUGAAUGACGAAGUACUAGUCUAUGACCUUCAGAUUUUAUCUUCUAAGGUAAUUACAGGAAAAGUGAGUACCAAGUUUUCUUUAAGAUCAUGAAAGAGGAAACUUCGAGAUUUCUUCGAUUAAUCAUAAUUUGUUUAUUUUGUUUUAAAGCUGAGCCUGGUAUUUUAACUGAAUGAAAGUAAUUAUCGUGUUUAAAAUUAGAAGAGAGAUUAUUUUCGUCGUUUUGGUAAGAUUCAAUGUUUACUCUAUAUUCAAUAUAAAAUUCAUUAGGCAUUUAUUUUUAUGGAUAUUUAUCACGCUGAUUAAAAUAUCCAUUUAAAUGGUAGAUUUAGCUAGGAGGACUGAAUUGGAAGCUUGUGAAUUGAACAUGAACACACGGACAUUAUAUAUAUUCAAAUGUUCAAAAUGAAGCCGACUUCUACAUGAUAGAAGGACAAAAUAUCCUGUUUGUAUUUGUAAGUUUACCUAGGCUAUCAAUAUAUAUUUCUAUAUAUAGUAACGAAAAUAUUGCUGCUUUGUCGGCAUUACGAGCCACGUCCAUCACUUAUGCAUUUUUUGCUUUGUUUUUAACCAAUUACUAAGAAAUAUAACACUUAUUAACAGAAAAAAACAGUUUGCUACUUUAAUUUUAUCUCCCUAUCACUGCAGUAAUAUCAGAUUCUUUUCAAAUGAUUAUUUUUAAAUCGCAAGAUGCCGUCUUGGUAAAUGAAUAUGUUUAAUGUGCGUGCCAGAGCGUCUACAUAAUUCCUCAUGUCACCCUGUGCGAUUAUGGGUUAAUUGCCCGAAGAAGUGAAUAACGACCUUCAGAGCUACAGGCAGGUUGGUAUGUACUUCUUUGCAAUUUACCCAUAAUCGCGCUUGGCAAUAAAGUAUUAACCUCAAAUUUACAGCUUAAUGUGAUUUUAUGAUUAUGAAGUAAGAAAAAUGACGUCUUUGUCUAUGAUCGUCAGCUUUGGUCGGAGUUUUGAGACAGGAAUCAAAUGCUUCGCUGAAAAGUUAAACUAAAAUACGAGGGAUAUUCAACAAAUACGUAGAUAUGCUCUACAACUUUAUUCACGUUACAUGCAGUAUGUUACAAAUGGUACCAUUAUAACCAGUAAUACAUUACGAUUCUGACUGUACGUGUAGAAUAUUGCAUUUGGAAAGGGAUGUUAUUUAAUCAGUCGUCGAGGAAACGGGUACCUAUAUUUUCUUUUAAGUGGCGUUAUGGCCAGUCGAUAAAUUUAACCCAGGUCUAACGGUUAUCCGACUAGCAACUGAACUUGGGGUAAAACUUCUCUUGGCAUCAAGUUCAAGUUAUUUCAUCAUGUUAAGCAGUACACAGAUGUCGGGUACAAAACGUAAGGUUAGCCUUAGUUUUUUCUCUUUUAUUUAUCAAGUUAGGGAUUUGUAAGAGCUAUUUUUAAUCAAAUUACCAAAGAAGCUGUGUAAUUGUCCACACAUGUCAGUGGCAUAUAAAUUUUCAAACUGUUAUAGCCUCGACUUUUAUAUUUUCUUCGACUCCACCUAAUACAAUUAAAUCUAUAAGACAGUAACCUCAUAUUUUCUAUAUAUUUACAUGCAUCAGUAUCCUGGCUCCCUAGUUACAUGGUUAUUUUUUAUAUAAAUACUGCAAAAAAUAUCUUAUAAGGAAAUUGUAAGCUUCUCAAAUGGCGCAUUUUUAUAUGAUGACUAAAUGUUCGGAGCCAUGGCGGGGGGAGGGGGGGGGGGGGGGAAUAAAAAUGUCAGUAUAGAAACAAUCUGCUGGAGUUUCUUUCACUGCUUGGUAAUUUUACAUCAAACGAUGUGAUGUUGAUAUUUCAAUGAAAAAAUUGAUAUUGUGUUUGUUCUAAGUUUGUUUUGCUUUUCUAUAAGAAAAGGUUUUUAAAUUAUAUUAUAAUUUGAAAAAAAUAAAUUCGUCAUGAAAAAAUGUCGUAAACAAAUCUGACGUCAUACAGACAGAUGUCGCUGGUGUUGGCCAGGAUGCCUACUCCUUGAUUCAAGGAAAGACCCAAAAAAAGUAAUGUAGAUUGCAAGAUAACAGUUUCAUAUUUGGUUCGUCUGUUGCAGAUACAUUAUCGUUGAAACUGAUACAAAUUUAAUACGUCUACGUCGAUAUGGCAAGUCUACGUAUUUCUGAACGCCCCUCGUAGUCUAGUUUUUUGGAAUAUGAAUUUGACUGAAUAUUGAUUGCCAAAAGCAUUGAUUGUCCAUAGCAUGAAUCUAUUGUGAGUCUCUUGUAAUUUUGUAAAAGAAUGACCAUUUACAUAUAUUAAUGCUGUUUUAUAUAUGUUUUAUACUUUUUGUAAAUGGAUGACUCUAAUAAACAAUACAAUGAUACCAGUUAUUUCGGUUUGAAAAGGGAAAACAGUUUUUGUUUGAUGAUUGUGAUUAUCGAUAAGGCCAAGUUUGAUAAGAGAUGAAUGAUUUGUCAUUUUCUUAAUUUGAUUGACUUAUAUGUACAUAUUUAUUAAUUAUUUAUAAGUUUUGUAUGCAAUUCAAUCAAUCUUGUAAACUGUUUUGUGAAAGAAAAAUGAAUAAAAUGUACUAUAAAUAUA
Messenger RNA from Mercenaria mercenaria, 5747 nucleotides. Its product is annotated as substrate-adhesion molecule-like. The record is from RefSeq and is a predicted model, not a curated record. NCBI's taxonomy places the organism in Eukaryota, Metazoa, Mollusca, Bivalvia, Venerida, Veneridae. Bases 86 to 907 code for a protein of 273 amino acids. The transcript is spliced from 9 exons.